AUGGCGGAGGAGGCUAAAGAAGAGCUGCUCGAAUUCGAGACAGCGAUGAAGGACUUCUCGAUGAUGUUCCCAUCGAUUUCGAAGGAAGAAAUUGAACGAGUUUUGAGGGCGAAUGACGGCGACGUUGCGAGGACAAUCGACGACCUUCUACUCAUUUCUCUUGAGGCAACUCAAAUCUCAACAGCACCAUCGAGCUCGUGUCGAAGUCAAAGUGCGCCAUCCCCUGCCAAGGUAAGAGACAAAUAUGGGCAUAAAAAUUGUGGUGUAGAAGAGCAGAAGGGCGAAGAAGUGAAGCAAGAAUGA
This is a messenger RNA of Haemonchus placei, 303 nucleotides long. The record is from the annotation of a GenBank genome assembly. NCBI's taxonomy places the organism in Eukaryota, Metazoa, Nematoda, Chromadorea, Rhabditida, Trichostrongylidae.